Molecule: messenger RNA, 2607 nt
Organism: Malaya genurostris
Lineage: Eukaryota; Metazoa; Arthropoda; Insecta; Diptera; Culicidae
Product: leucine-rich repeat neuronal protein 3-like
Exons: 2
Coding region: 1-1632 (543 amino acids)
Molecular function (GO): protein binding
Source: RefSeq, a predicted model, not a curated record
AUGCGUGAACGGAAUUUUCUCGUACGGUUCCAAUCUGGUAAUAGCGAAGUCGAAGGCAAGGAUGCCACGACACCGGAGAAACGGGACGGUAGUAAAUUAAUGGGGACCAGAAGCUUGCCACACAAAAGAGAAGUCGACCUGAACAAACAGAGAGCAAAGUUCAUCACGAGAACCAAAAAAAGACUAACUGUGAUAAUGUUUGGAAAAUUGUAUCUUCUAAUUAAUGUUCUGACAACUUUCAUCGUGAUCGUGCAUGGGCAGCAAGAAGAUGAUGCGGGUAAGAUAGUAACAAAACUUUGCAAUUUCGAAAAACCUCUGAAGGAUCCAACAGAUGAACUUCAUGGCAGAUUUUGUGACUGUGACGUUGAAAACUCUCCCCCAUGGGGAAUCCCGGUAGUAAUAAUUGACUGUCAGGACCAUCAUCUGCAAAAUAGCAUCUUUCAAGCGGAAAAUUUGACACAAGGCACUGUGAAGCUGGAUAUGUCGUACAACAAAUUCACCUCAAUUCCUUACUUUAUUGGUGAAAAAUUGAAAUACCUUAGCUUGCGUGAUAAUGCGAUAGCAGAACUGAAAGAUAAAAAUUUUGCAAACAUCACGAGUUUGCUGGAGCUAGAUUUGAGUGAUAACAAAAUCGAACUCAUCAGCAAUGAUGCCUUCGUAGGUUUGGAACUGUUGCGGAAACUGAAUUUAGCAGGAAACCGAAUUAAAGAGAUACAAGUGAAUACGUUUUCAAUGUUCUUACAUCUUGAACAUCUCAUCCUGUCCGAUAACCCGCUCGGUGAAUUCUUCAACUCUUCGGAAAACGAUAUCUUCCUAAAGGUAGGCGUAACACCCCGACUGGCCACAAUCGAGCUGGCCGAAUGCGGUCUCAUCGACAUUGACCUCUCGAACGGAAUUGGUUUGGACACCAUCGUAUUGCGCCAGAAUCAAUUGAUUCAGAUACAGCGACUACCGAAGGCAGUUUCGCAUUUGGAUAUCAGUGACAAUCCCAUUCGUGCAAUGACCGCCAAAUUUCUACCUAACCUGUUCAACUUGAAGUCACUAAUCAUGGAAGAUAUGCCGAAUCUGUACAAACUGGACGAAUACUCGUUGUAUGGUUUACCGAGUUUGUCUCAUUUAAAUUUGCAAGGCUCUCGAAAUUUGACCAUUUUUGAUCCGCAUGCUUUCGGAAAAAAUGUUAUCCUCAACGAAACCGACAUCGUGCUGGAGAAACUUAUUCUCAAAGGUACGGGCAUUCGCACACUAAACUCGUCACUUCAGUUUGCAUUUGAGCAGCUUAAGGUUCUCGAUUUGGCUGGAACCCCAUUGAACUGUGACUGUCAAAUUCGGUGGUUGAAGAAGCUAAACGUUACCACGGAUGCGACAAUUUGCUCCAAACCUGCCUCCCUGCGAGACCGGCGGUUCAAUGACAUUCAAAUCAGUCAGUUCCAGUGCAGAGUGGAGAAGUCCUGGAUCUAUAUGGUUUUCAAUGUAAUGCUGGUUAUUCUACUAAUCAUACUGCUAUUCGUUGGUGUCUAUCUGGUCUAUAUAGCAAUACGGCCCCGUCAGCAAGUGCAGCUCAGAAAAGUUGGUACCAAUAGUCCGUAUGCAAGAGUUACGAUAGAGCCAAACCAUGCGGAAAAUUUCUACUAAGAAUCCGCAUCGUUUACGUGUAACCGUCGAAAUAAUUAACGAAGAACUAAGCUUUGAUAGAUACGAAUAGAUUAAGAUCGUAUACAACUUUAUAUAUAAAUAAUUGUACUGUUCCGAACACAAACGAUGAAAGUGAAUAAAAAACUCUGUACUCCAUUUUCUGAAAGUUAUUUGACAAUUUACGUCUCUACUCAGUAUAGUUUGGCAAAUCAUCAUGUAUAGGUUAACUCCACAACAACACUGCCCAAUCGAGAAAAUUUAUUGAAUACUCAGUGUUCAAUCAAAUUAGAACAAAAUAUUGCUGUCGUUCAGGCCAGUUCCGAAGAAAACGACAAUUUAUCGAUUCGUCGUUGUGCGCAUCGACUUUAUGGAAAAUAUUUUGUGAAGAAUUAGGUUUGGUGCCAUACGGAAUUCAAUCCGUUCCAGAAUUAAAGCCACACGAACAAUUCUCUUCAGUGAUGAGGUGUAUUUUUGGUUGAAUGGAUACGUCAACAAGCAAAGUUGCCGUAUCUGAAGCAAAGAUAAUCCACACGCCGUUCAAGAAUUACCGAUGCAUCCCGAUGCAUAUAUUGUUUGGUGCGGUCUAUGGGCUGGUGGAGUCAUCGGUCCUUAUUUCUUUAAAAAUGAGGAAGGAACCGUGAAUGGAAUCGACACAAAACCAUGAUCAACGAUUUUUUUUCUCCAAAUCUUCAAGAUAUGGAUCUGGACGAAAUGUGGUUUCAACAGGAUGGUGUCACUUGUCAUACUGCGGCCGAAACAAUCGACUAAUUGUAAGAACAAUCCAACGACAACAUUAUUUCGAUAAAUCGACCGGUGAAUUAGCCUCUCUGUACGUGUAAUUUGACUUCACUCUAUUAUUUUUUAUAGGGAGACGUAAAGUCAUUGAUUCAUGUGGAUAAACCAGCAACGAUUGAUGCUUUGGAAACCAAUAUUUAACGUGUCAUUGAUGAAAUACGCCCUCAAAUGCUUGAAAAA